AUGGCAAAAGCAAUAACAUUGAUGUUCAUUGCAAUGCUAGUGUGUUGCACCAAUAACACACUAGUCUCAGCUUGGAAUGAAGCAGCAGAAGAAGUAAUUCAUGUGGGAGGAAAAGUGAUGUGCCAGGAUUGUAGCCAGGGCUGGAAAGAAUGGGUCAAGGGUUAUAAACCAAUCAAAGGAGCUAAGGUGUCGCUAACUUGUUGGGACAAGAGAAACCGGGCUGUGUAUUAUACAAGCGAUACAACUGAUGUGUUAGGAUUAUACGACAUGAGCGUGGACAAGUUUGUUAAUGGCAAAGAAUUGUAUGUAAAAGGAUGCUAUGUGAGGUUAGUGUCGUCUCCUGAUGAUGUUUGCAACAUUCUCACUGAUUUUGGUGGUGGAAAGUCUGGUUUCAAGCUCAGCAACCCAACGUUGGUUUAUCGGAGUUUGACCAAAUAUGUGGCUGCUACUUUUUAUUAUACUACUCCCAUGUGUGAUAUGCCUGAGACUGAUAAUUCGUAUGGUUCUGAAGCUAAAGAUUCUCAGGGACAAAGACAAGGAGGAUAUUAA
Lathyrus sativus (Indian pea) is the source of this 549-nucleotide messenger RNA. The record is from the annotation of a GenBank genome assembly. NCBI's taxonomy places the organism in Eukaryota, Viridiplantae, Streptophyta, Magnoliopsida, Fabales, Fabaceae.